Gavialis gangeticus (Gharial) is the source of this 2741-nucleotide messenger RNA. It is a transcript of the gene COQ10B, whose product is annotated as coenzyme Q10B. The transcript is spliced from 6 exons. The coding region runs from base 146 to 733 and encodes 195 amino acids. Gene Ontology annotation, biological process: ubiquinone biosynthetic process; cellular respiration. Gene Ontology annotation, molecular function: ubiquinone binding. NCBI's taxonomy places the organism in Eukaryota, Metazoa, Chordata, Crocodylia, Gavialidae. Gene Ontology annotation, cellular component: mitochondrion. The record is from RefSeq and is a predicted model, not a curated record.
GGCAAAGCGCUGGCCGAGGGGCUGGCGGCGCCGCCGCGCAGAGACGCCCUCAGGAAGAGGAGACUACUGAUAGGUUGUGGAUCUCUUAACUCCUUGAUGAUGAAAAUCAGGACUUUCAAGGCAUGUGGCUUCCUGUGGUAUUCUGAUGAGCAGAAUUCCUCCAUUGCGAGCAUCUGUAAUGAACCAUAAUGUCCCAAGAAGAACUUUCUUCAAUAUUGCUGCACCACUAGUAAACAAAAGAAAAGAAUAUUCUGAGAGAAGAAUUAUAGGGUAUUCCAUGCAGGAAAUGUACGAAGUUGUUGCUGGUGUGGAGGACUACAAACAGUUUGUUCCUUGGUGUAAAAAGUCAAACAUAUUAUCCAAACGUUCUGGAUACUGUAAAGCCCAUCUAGAAAUAGGCUUUCCUCCACUGGUAGAAAGAUAUACAUCAGUUAUCACUCUAGUGAAACCUCACCUGGUUAAGGCAUCCUGUACAGAUGGGAAAUUAUUUAAUCACUUGGAAACAGUAUGGCGUUUCAGCCCUGGAAUCCCUGGUUACCCAAGAACAUGCAUAUUGGAUUUUUCAAUUUCCUUUGAAUUUCGGUCACUCCUACACUCACAGCUUGUUACACUGUUUUUUGAUGAAGUGGUUAAGAAGAUGGUAGCUGCCUUUGAAAAAAGAUCAUCCAAACUCCAUGGUCCAGAAACCAGUAUACCUCAAGAGUUUAUGCUUCAUGAAGUUCACCACACAUAAAAAGAACUACUAGCCCGUCUAUCUUUAUUGUAAACUAGUUUUGUAAACUUUAUUUAUAAGAGAGGUGCUUUUCUCCUUUUGUGGGCAUCUGUCAGCUUAGUGUAUCAUAUUACUGUACAAAACAUGCACAUAUGCAUCCUGAUGUAAAUAGAAUAUUCAAGCUUCAAUCAAGUGCAAUUUAAGGUGUUAAGUGUAAAAACUGAAGGGCAGCUAGUAUAACCUAGCCAACCAUAAUAGCCUUCCUUUUUCUGCCAAGCAGUUUCAUUGUACAGAUCAUAACAAAACUUCGCUUUCUCUAAACUUUUUUUGCGGUGCUUGUUAAUAUAUUAUUCAAAUUUAAGUUAUUAGUAGUUAAAGCCUGUACAUUUGUAACAAUGUAUUGGUAUCAACCUGAACAAAGUCUGGCAAUGUUAAAGGAUAGUUCUCUUAAGAGAGAUCUUGCUCCUUUACUGUCAGUAAGGAAUGCACUAUUACCUUUUUUCAAUAUUUUAACUGACAGUGCUCUAGUGGGAAAGGGAGGUUGAGUCAUAGUUACUAAUGCAGUUGUAUAUACUGACUACUUAUCUGCAGGGCAGUAAGCCAUCAGCAUUGAUCAGAAGUAAAACUGGUAAGCAAACUCCUUUAAAUAUAAUGGCAAGUCUAAAAGGCACAAUUACAAGGGGAAUUUUAAAUGUAGCACUUAUAGCCACACUCAGCCUAAACUUUUAUCAAACCAUCUCAAGUAGGAAAAGAAGUGAAGGCCAUGCUGCUUAAGUGCUGUGCACCUGGCAGCUGGAGUUUGAAUGCUGUAUGCUGUCCAAAUCCUCUACUCCUACCUUCCAGCUGUAGUUAGAUAUGGGAUGCCCUAACAUUUGGUUGGCUAACUAUGCAUUCAAACAACAAAAUCUGUUUUUCAGUAAACUCUGCUAAACAGAGUGUACUGGCACAUUAGAACAUCAGUGAGGGGUAAACACCAUUUAAUAUUUAGAAAGGACACUUAAGAGUCUCAGCUGGGAAACACUGAUUAGGGUUGGUAAAUGUUUCUUCUCUGAAGUGGGAGAGACUUGAAAUGGAUUCUUCAGAUGUAACAGGAGAGCAAUUAGGUUUGCAAGCUUUUAAUCAACUGAAAAAGCUAUAUCCCUUUUACUUGUUACAGUAAGUUGCCAGAUUUAUACUGAAAGCUUGUUUACAUUAAGGCAGGUGGUAUUUUAAAGCACAGUGGCAUUUACUGUGUGGAUACAAUUAACCAAAGUGUAUUUAAAGCCCAAUGGGACUAGGGAAUAAAAAGAAAUCCCUUUUUGGGCAAAGUAGUAAAGGGAGCAAGAGGAGGGAAGAUCACUGUUGCUAUGUUAAGAUUCUUCCAAAAAUACCAGCUAAAAAACAUCUGCACUUGAAAUGUUCUAAUUGUUUUUGGUGACACAAAACUGUUGGUCUCCAAGGUACUCAUUUACUCAGCACUGGAAGAAGCAGAUCUUGGAAAAGAAAUUUCUUUUCUUAAAAGGAAACUCAGGAAGCAUAUCCUUUUCACAUCAAGUGUUCGUGAAGAUUUUUCCCCUACUGCUGCUAAAAGAAUCUAUCUUGUCUCCAUGUAUGAAACCAAGUAAAUAUUCCAGGAGUAGAGUAAAAGUUAAUAUACAUAACUUACUUCUCCAUUAGCACUUGAGUACAUUUUUAAAAGUGAUGCUAGCUGAGCCUGGAUGCAUUUCCUGCCAAAGUCUUAUAGGACUACGGCUAGCCCUAAGAAUAAGAUGCUUCUUAUUAGUGAGGGGAAGAUUGUUUUGUAAAACAUAGCUACCCCAAGUGUUCCAAGCACUGCUGUCAGAGUUCUCUGUUCAUUAAGUCAUGUUAACUACUAUUUGUGUACAGGUGAAUAAGGUGAUACAUUUCAUAACUUUGAACAAUCUAUUUUAUUAGAUAAAGGUUGUCACAUAAUUGUAUAUUGGUCUACUUUGUACACUUUAAGUCUUCCACACCAUGGCUUUUGAGUUUUCUCCAGUAGUGGCAAGCACCAGUAAAUUCCAAAACAGAA